UCGGCGACGCCAAGACGAGACCCGAGAUCUAGCGUCGGUCGGUCGCCAAAUUGGAGGACGAAAAUGGAUUAAAGUAUAAAACAUGACAAUCCUAGUUUAUGACGAAUGUGAACUAGAGGAAAGGUCAUCAAAGACCCUUAAAGCUUGGAAAGCAUGGCAUCUGAUACUUUACUCCUGUGCGGCCGUAUUCGGUAUACUUAAUUAUGUUUUUUUACAAAAUACAAUGCAACUAGUGAAUAAUAGUUGCGUAAUUUAUCCACGAUUAUUAGAGUUCCAUAUGGUUCCACGAGAUAAUUUAACCACAAUGAAAGUUGAAACUUCUAACCAUACAUCAAAUAUGUCAGCCGCUGAACAAGAAACAACAAUUACCACAAUUGCUCAACCGUCAGAAACCGUCCACGAAUUAAAUACCAGCAAUGCCAAAAUUAUAACGAAAACAGAGGCUCAAAUUAUCGAGAAUGCUGACGAAUUAGAAACUAUGAUAGAAGUGAACAAUGUUACUAUAGUUAUAGGAAAUAGAACUCAUCGUCUUGUGCUGGACACAUCGAGAUCUCUCUUUGGAGGAGAGACGGAAUGCGAGUUCGCCGAAUACAUGCCUAUCAUGUCCACUGUGUUUGCUGCUGUGUGGCUCACCAUGUUCACUAUGUGUCCUGGCGGUGGACGCGUCAGAACUGGGCUGCCGCAGCCGUGGCGUAUUUUGACACCAGCAUUACUGUUCGCCCUAGUGCUGGUUGGCUUGACGGGCCACAGCUUCACGACUACUAAUGGAGGCCUCCAUGCGUUUUGUACGGCGUUUCAUAACGUAACCAACUCAACCGCUUGCUCACCGGUUAACGAUUUCCUAGAGGACGGGUGGAACGCGACGUGGGGCUUCGGCGGUCGAGCCGCUGCUGCCCGAGCCGCCAGCGCGGGGGCAUGGGCGAGCUGGGCUUGCGCCGCCGCCCUGUUCCUCGCUCGCUGCCUCGCCGCGCCCGACUUCGCCGUCAAACACUCCGAGGUCUACCUGGUCAAGGAUCCACAACAAAAACUUACUCCUUACCUGAGGAAGUCGACACGACGAUCGAACAGAUCGAACCAGACGUCGCCACUUAAACAGGACAACAUGUCUGUGAGGUCCGAGCCCACUAUUACCACAGAACUGGCAACUGUGUCCAUGGAACCGGGUCAGGACUCCGCCCCCACUUCGCUUCUCGUCACACCUGUCAAAAAGGAUCCUGUAAGGCAGAACAAUGAAAUGAUUGAAAUGGCGUACACGCCACAAGAGCGACAUGAAUAAAUAUAUCCGUAUUAUAAUGAAAUUGAAGAUAAUAGUGAUUAUGAGCAAACAAUUAUUUGGCUCAAUAAAAGCUCAAUCUGGAAUUACGAAUUGUUAGCAGUGUACAACAAAUAUAAUGUAAUAAAUAUGGCUAUUUUCAACUAAAUUAUAUGUUAUCAUUAUCUUUUCUUUUUGGAAACGAUCCUUGCAACACGUU
Molecule: messenger RNA, 1472 nt
Organism: Achroia grisella
Lineage: Eukaryota; Metazoa; Arthropoda; Insecta; Lepidoptera; Pyralidae
Exons: 7
Coding region: 83-1276 (397 amino acids)
Source: RefSeq, a predicted model, not a curated record